AAGUCAAAGGAGAAAGAGAGAAGGCCUUAAAAUGCCCUUACCUUUUGGCAGCAUUCUUCAAGAAUCCAAAUAGCAAAAAUCAAAGCACCCCACCCCACCCCACCCCCCUAUUGUGCUUCUUCUCAGGGACGGUUACAAAGUCCACCUCAACACUCCUUUCACACAUCAUUUCUUGAUAUUAUUUCAUGUAAUCAUCCCCAAUUUCACCUGCUAUUUGCUCAGAUUUCUUGGGCCUUUUUUCAAGAUUUGUGAUCUGUGCUGAAAGUUUAGGGCUUUUUUUGGUGGUAUGUUAAGUUGUAGAUUUAAGUGGUGAGGGAGGCUGAAUUACUAUAUGGGUAAUUUAUGCUGCAGUUCUGCUUCUAAGCUCUCGGGCGGCCAAUCAACGCAUGACACUGGCAAGGGGCGGGGCCACCAAGGGUCGGCGAAAUAUGGAUUCAGUUUGGUUAAAGGGAAAGCUAAUCAUCCAAUGGAAGAUUACCAUGUGGCCAAAUUUAUAUCUCAUCAAGGGCACGAGCUUGGACUUUUUGCUAUAUAUGAUGGCCAUCUAGGAGAUAACGUGCCUGCGUAUCUUCAAAAACAUUUAUUCUCCAAUAUUAUAAAAGAGAACGAGUUUUGGACGGAUCCAAACACCGCAAUAUUUAAAGCUUAUGAAAAAACGGACGCGUCAAUUCUUUCCCAUAAUCCGGACCUGGGAAGAGGUGGAUCUACCGCAGUUACUGCAAUUUUAGUCGACGGUCGUAAAUUAUGGGUAGCGAAUGUUGGUGAUUCUCGGGCAGUUUUGUCUAAGAACGGGCAGGCAAUUCAAAUGAGUAUUGAUCAUGAACCCAGUGCCGAAAGAGGCAGCAUCGAAAAUAGAGGAGGUUUUGUAUCCAACAUGCCAGGAGACGUAGCACGAGUGAACGGGCAGCUAGCUGUUUCACGCGCAUUUGGAGAUAAGAAUCUCAAGAAUCAUUUGCGGUCUGAUCCUGACGUCACAAAUGCCGAUAUUGAUGCCAAUACAGAAAUUCUCAUUCUUGCAAGUGACGGUCUAUGGAAGGUUGUGACAAACCAAGAGGCAGUGGACAUAGCGAUAAAGAUCAAGGACCCACAGAAAGCGGCAAAAGAACUAGCAGUUGAAGCGUUGAAUCGAGAAAGCAAAGACGACAUUUCAUGCAUUGUGGUUCGGUUUAACUGAAGAAGUGUGUGCAGUAUAAGGUGUACAUUGGGGGAUUAAGUACAAAAAAAGGAUCUGAAAUUUGCUCAUAAAGAUAGCUAAGUUACUUGGCACAGGUUAUAUUACAUAUAUAAUAUAUAUAUAUGACUCAUCCUUUGUUUAUUUUUGUGUAAGAAGUUGAAGUUCUUGUAUUGAAGAUUGUGAGGUUUGCUGUUGUUCGGUUUCUUUCGAGUGUAUAUAAUAUACACACAAUCUGUUUCCAUUA
This is a messenger RNA of Helianthus annuus (common sunflower), 1418 nucleotides long. Its product is annotated as probable protein phosphatase 2C 9. The transcript is spliced from 6 exons. Lineage: Eukaryota; Viridiplantae; Streptophyta; Magnoliopsida; Asterales; Asteraceae. Gene Ontology annotation, biological process: protein dephosphorylation. The record is from RefSeq and is a predicted model, not a curated record. Gene Ontology annotation, cellular component: nucleus; cytosol. Gene Ontology annotation, molecular function: protein serine/threonine phosphatase activity. The coding region runs from base 332 to 1174 and encodes 280 amino acids.